Molecule: messenger RNA, 8199 nt
Organism: Hypanus sabinus (Atlantic stingray)
Lineage: Eukaryota; Metazoa; Chordata; Chondrichthyes; Myliobatiformes; Dasyatidae
Product: myelin-associated glycoprotein-like
Exons: 9
Coding region: 147-1805 (552 amino acids)
Source: RefSeq, a predicted model, not a curated record
GUUCGGGAUGGGGGCAGGGGGCAGAUGACACUGAGCCCUGAGGCGUCUGUCAGUGAUUAAUUCUGGAGACGAUCAUUGAAGUGCCUGCCAUUGAUUACUCCGGAGACGAGCAGCGGACUGAUUCUGGGGCGGAAAACUGACGGAAUAUGCUGGAUCUGAGAACAAUCGGAAAGGUGUACUUCCUCCUGCCACUUCUUCAAGGCACAGUGUCGAAGGAGUGGAGAGCUGACACACCAUCAGAUGUGACAGCACAGAGAGGUUUGUGUGCCCGGAUUCCAUGCCACUAUCGUUAUCCGUCACGUCUGAAUAUGAAGUCAAGGACUGGUAUCUGGUAUAACAGUGAAAAACCGAAAAAUCGUCAUAUAGUCUUUCACUCCCGUGAUCACAGAAAUGAGACACUGAAGUUUCGUUAUCGGACCCGUUUGUCUGGAGACUUGAAUGAUGAUGACUGUUCCCUGGUUAUAGACAACAUCACUCAGGAAGAUGAAGGGCCAUACUUUUUCAGGAUUGAAUUUAAAGGAAAGAAGCGUUACAACUAUCUCCCUGCUACGUGGCUCCGUGUUUCUGAUUUCACAGAUAAACCCAUGAUAUUCGCUGGUGAACUUGUUGAAGAAAAGUCUGUGACCAUAACCUGCAUCUUCAACACCACGUGUAAUGGAACUUCACCCACCUUAACCUGGGUCACCCCCACGGAUGUACCACCAUCAGUCUCAAGCAGUGUAACUCGGUGGCACAACACUCUGACAUAUACUUCUGUCCUGACCAUGACCCCAGCGCUCAAACACCACGGGCAAAGUCUCACCUGCAGAGUCAGAUACCCAUCUGUUUCAUCGGAGCAGACCCUCUCACUGACUGUGCAGUACGCUCCAAAGAAUCUCUCCAUCACUUCUCCUGAAAACAGGAACAAUUCCUGGGUGAAUACGAAGGAAGGGAUUCCUACAUCGAUCCUCUGCUCCGUCCAGAGUUUCCCAGUGUCUAAUCUAACGUGGAGACAUCUCGGUGUCACACUGAACACAACAAGUUCCAGUAAUGAACUAUGGCUGGAAUUUCCUCAGGUGACCCCCCAGCAGGCUGGAGUCUAUCAGUGUGUGGCAGAGAAUGAAUAUGGGACAGCGGAGAGGGCCAUCACCCUCAGUGUGGAGUAUAAGCCUGAGAUUUCUCGGGACUCAGGAUGCACUCGGACCCCCGAGGUCAUCUCAUGCGUGUGUGCGGCCAGAUCAAACCCACCCGGAGAGCUCACCUGGCACCUCCCCCUCGCCAGCCUCAGCGGGAACCAGACGCACGGUCGUUUCCAGACGUGGCAGGUGGCAGACGGGCAGCUGGUGACUGGCUCGCUGACCUUGGGAGUGGGCGAGGGAGCGGAGGAUGUGACCGCCCUCUGUACUGUCCGAAACCAACAUGGAGAGGUCAUGUUUGCGGUGUCCCUGUGGAUCAAAGGUGGGGUCUCUGCUGUCUGGAUUGCAGUGUUAUGCACGAGCAGUGUCAUUCUCAGUAUGCUACUGGCUGGGCUCUUUGUCUACAAGUGCAUCCAGAAAUGGGAUAGACGGACCAAGGAGAAGGACUUGGAGAUCUUGGACACCACCGUCAGCUCCAGUUCACACUUGACCACACCUCAGGACACGGAGAGGCAGAGGAGGAGCUGGAUCCCACUGGAAGUUUCACCAGUAAUGCCCGUUGGAGAGGGGAAGGAGAGUGACCCAGUGUAUGCCAGCCUGCGGGAGCUGCCCGGUGGUGGGGGCCCUGUUCGCAGGGGGAAGACGGUCAUAUACGCAGCGUUGAAAUUCCAGUCAAUCGGGCCGGCCUGAGGGGUCACAGCACUGGUGGGCGGGGUGGGAGAGUGACUGGGAGCUCGGCACAGAGAGCCUUCCGGUACUCCGGGGAGAUAGCCAAUGGUGUAGUGAGCACAAUAAGAUCCCACAGAGCACUGAAUCCCAUAGACCCAGACUACCAACUACUUUCUAAUCAUAUGCAUUCAUAUGAAGGGAAACUGACUCGGACGAAUAAAAUUGCAUUGCUCCUGUUCUGGGGUGGUCGUAGGGAGUGCAUAGAGUAGACGACGUCACUCGGGAGUGCUGUUUGUGGGUGGGUAGAGCUGGUGAUGAGGGGGUACUGUGGGAGGGGCAGUGAAGAGGUUGCACCAUGUUGUGGAAAGGGUGGAGAGGAGGGACCGUCACGCUGUGGGAGAGGCGGUAAGAGGGAGCACCGCCUUGUGUGAGGGGAGGCAAAGAGAGAGCACCGCGCUGCGGGUCGGGCAGUUCGAAGGGAGUGUCGCGAUGUGGGUGGGGCAUCCAGGAGGGAGAGCUGUGGCGGGCGUGGUGUGGAGUGAGUGCCGGGGUGUGGGUAGGGCUGUGAGGAGGGAGGGAAUGUAGUGGGCUCGUGGUGAGCAGAGUUCGCCGCUCUGAGUGAGGGGGCAGUUAGGAAGGAGUGCCACGCUGUGGGUGAGGAGGGGGGAAUUGCUCAGUAGGAGCAUCGAAAUAAGCGAUCCAGCUGCAGACGAGGGAAGAAGGCGUGACAUUUCCUCAGGAUCUGAGUUCUCUCAGCUUCGCCACGAUGGAAUCAAAAUCUGGAGGACGCCGUCUCACCACAAGGCAGUAUAAUGUCGACAAGUAUGAAUGGUUUGAGGUCCUCUCCGACAUCCCUUACGCUGAAAUGGAAAACUACUUUCCGGUUCGACUAUUUUCCGAUUGAAUAAGUUAUAAUAGCAGAGGCCGUGGUGUUGGCUCUGAGGGAUACCCAAAAGUACGAGGUAUUGCACUGGUAACCAAACAAUGAAAGAUGGGUGUUUAUCCAACACAAUGUGUCAAGCUAUUGAUUAUGAAAAAGGGAAGAUGAGGAGAGCCCAGUGCACCGUGGAAGGGGAAGUGUCACGCUGUAGGAAGGCAGGUGAGGAGGACAUGUUGCACAGUGGACAGGGAGCUGUGGCGUGACUACCGCGCUCCCCAUGUGCAAUAGUGAGACCUGGAAAAAUGUUGAAUUUCCCCUUGGGGAUGAAUAAAGUAUCUAUCUAUCUAUGUAGUGAGUGGACAUCAAAACAGCGGAGUGCAGGGUGGGGAUGUAGAGAUAAACUGGGGAGGUCCAAGAUGGCUGCUGGGUCUCGAUCGAUAAAGGGUUUAUUGAAGCUACGGCUAUUGUUAGGAAGUCGGUGUGGCGAAGUUUCUCCUGGGCUGUGUGUUUCUGGUUCCGGUGCAGGUUAGCAGCGAGGCUGAGCAAGCUGCCCAACUUGCUGCCUCCGGCAAGGCAGCCCAGGAGGAAUGGAUGGUUGUGAAGGGAGAAGUAAAGGGAAUGAGAAGAUAGUGAGGGGACGGAUGAAUGAAAACCGAGACAAAGGGAGUAAAAGAAUAAGAAAUGAUAGUGGAGAGAGUUCUGAAAGUGAGGAAGAUGAACAAGUUCGGAAAGGAGGUGGUGUCAUAAUAAGGUUUAAUGAGAAGACUCAAGGAAACAUGAAGAAAAUUAACCCGCUUGUGCUAACAACAACACUGGCAAAUAAAAUAGGGGAAAUAGUAUUUGAAAAAGUCCUUAAUGAUGGCAACCUAUUGGUAAGAUUUGCGAAUGAGGAACAGCUUGAGGAAGCACUUAAAUUAAGAGAGAGAAGGAAAAUGUAAGGUGGAAUACACAGGGAGGGUGGGAGCACGAAAUGGUGGUGGAUGUAAAGGACCGAUCACGGGGGUACCAAUGAGUGUAAAUAUGGAGGAGUUGAAGAGGAAUAUCAAAGGAGGAAAAGUAAUGAAUGUUCAAAGACUGAAAACAACAAAGGAGGGGGUGAAAAGGGAAAGUGAAACAAUAUUGAUUGAAUUUGAAGAAGAAAGAGCGCCAGGGAAGGUGUUCCUGGGUUUCAUGAGUUACCCAGUCAGAGUGUAUGUGCCAAAGCCAUUGAGGUGCUAUAAUUGUCAAAGGUUUGGACACGUAGCUUAAAAACUGUAAUAGGCAGAGGAGAUGUGCUAGAUAUGAGGGUGAUCAUGAAUAUGGAAAGUGUGGAACAGGAGUGCAACCAAAAUGCUGCAAUUGUGGAGGAACUCAUAAUGUGGCAUAUAGUGGGUGUGAGGUUAUGAGAUGGGAGAAUAAAAUUCAAGAAGUAAGAGUGAAAAGAAAGAUCACUUAUGCAGAAAUGGUAAGAAUGUCAAGAAAGAUGCAACAAAGAACAAAUAGGAUUUAUGUAGACAAAAAGGCUCUAGUAACAUUCAUUGCAGGAGUGAUUAAUAGUAUGGCUGAGGUAAAGUCAAAAAGUGAAAAAAUCAGCGGGUUGUCAAAGCAGCAAUGAACCAUUUAGUGUUAGGAUUGACAUGGGAAGAAGUGAGGGAGAACAUCACUAAUCAGUCAAACCAGGAAGUGUCAUGGGUUGGUUAAUACUAAUUAUGGUGAUUAUUUUGUAAUGGAAUGCAAGGAGCUUACUGGCCAAUAGCCAGGAAUUCAAACAGUUUAAUAAAGAAAUGGUUGUAAAACUGGAUGUAGUGUGUCUUCAGGAGAUUUGGUUCAAACCAACUUUAGACUUUGUGGUAUAUAGAUAUACAAUGAUAAGGAGAGAUAGAAACCUAGAGGGAGGAGGGGAUUGUGCUAUAUUAAUCAAACAAUGUAUACCAGAUAGGGUACUGGAGAAGGGAGAUUGUCAGGAAUACAUAGCGGUGGAAGUGUGGGAGAGAGGGGAUGAAGUGAUUAUAAUUAAUUACUAUAAUUCAUGUAAAAGGUUGGAUUUGGACAGCCUACUAAGGAUACAAGGACAAAACGGACAUAAAGUAGUGUGGUGUACAGAUUUCAAUACUCACAGCACAAUAUGGGGGGAUUUGUUUACAGAUUCAUAUGAAAAUGUAGUUGGAGAUUUGAUGGAAGAAAGGGAUUUGGUGUGUAUGAAUGAUGGUAGAGGAACAAGGAUAAACAUAACAACAGGAACUGAGUCAGUACUAGAUAUUACGUCAGUGUCUAAUACGUUAGUAACUGGGGAGUUUGGACUGCUUCAACGGUAGACAGCGAUCACUACCCAGUUUCAUGUUCAGUGGAUGGAAGAGUUGAAGUAAGAUCAGGUGGUGGAAUCCCAAAGUGGGUGCUUGGAAAAGCAGAUUGGGUAAGUUCCAGAAGUUGAGUGAAGAAGCAUUGACAAGGAUUGAGAUUACUGGAAAUAUAAAUGAAUUAAACAGUCAGGUGAAUUCAGCAAUUAUUAUGGCAGCAGAAGCAUCUAUACCCAGGAGUAAAAAUAGGAUGAAUAGAAAACUGGUACCACGGUGGACAGAGGAAUGUUGUCAGGCUGUAAAAAGCAGAAAUAGAGCAAACUAGUUAAAAGAACCCAUAAUAUGCAGCAUUUGAUUCAAUAUAAGAAGCACAGGCAGUGGUGAGAGGAACUAUACGUCAAGCUAAAAGGGCAAGUUGGAGGAGUUUUUGCAACAAAAUAGGAAGAACAACACCUGUGGGAGAGGUAUGGGGAAUGAUUAAGAGGAUGGGGGGAGAUAGAAGGGAUUGGGAGUAUCCAGUAAUGAUAUCUGAGGAGGAAACAGCAAUCUCCAGCAGGGAUAAGGCUGAGAUCAUGACCAAGUGAUUUGUAAAGAUACAUAGUUCAGAAAAUUUGUCUGAAGAAGGGAGAAGGAGAAGGGAAAGAACAAUGAGUCAAUACCCAGGUGUGUUAAACAGGGGGGAAGAAACUGAUGACAUAAUUGAUAAACCAUUUACGUUGGCAGAGAUGGUGAGAGCAACAUAGAGAUCAAGACCAACCUCCCCAGGAAAAGAUCUGAUAUGCUAUGUUAUGCUAAAAAAGUCUAGGAGAAUGAGCACUCUUGAAGUUGCUGCAUCUUUACAACAGAGUGUGGGAGGAGCAAAGAUUACCAAGUGCAUGGAAAGAAGCAGUAGUAAUUCCAAGAAGGAAACCUGGCAAGGAUCAGUCAAAACCCAGUAGCUACAGGCCAAAAGCAUUAACAUCAAAUAUAUGCAAUAUAAUGGAAAGGAUGAUAACAGAAAGGUUAUCAUAUGAGCUUGAGAAGAGAGGAAUGUUGGCAAGUUAUCAGAGUGGUUUUAGGAAGGGAAGGAAUUCCAUGGACUCAGUGAUAAGGUUAGAGACUGAAAUAAGAAAGGCCCAGGCAAAUAAAGAGUCAGUAGUUGCAGUGUUUUUUGACACAGAAAAAGCCUAUGACAUGAUGUGGAAUAAAGUAUUGUUAAAUAAAUUGCACAAGAUGGUGGGAGAGUUUUUAAUUGGAUAAAAGAUUUUUUGUUUGGUUGGAAAAUUCAAGUUCGGAUUGGUCAGAAUUAUCAAAACAGUACAUAGUGGGAAAUGGCACACCUCAGGGUAGUGUGAUUAGCCCGUUACUUUUCAUCAUUCUGAUUAACAAUGUCUUCACAAAGGUACCAGUGGAUAUAGGUAGGUCAGCAUUUGCGGAUGAUUGGGCCUUGUGGAGUAGAGGUAGGAACAUGGAGCUUAUAAUCAGGAACUUACAAGGAGCAAUUGAUAAAGUGGUGGAGUGGGGUUAUGAUUGAGGAUGUAGAUUUUCAGUAGAAAAAACUCAAACUGUAUGAUUCAACAGGAAAAGAAUUGAGGUAGGGAAGAAGUUAAGGGAUAGAAUUAGAACGGGUUGAGUCAUUUAAAUUUCUGGGAAUUAUAUUUGAUUCACGGUUAACAUAGGCAGACCAUAUCAGGAAAGUUGAGGAGAGAUGUAAAAAAGUAAUAAACGUGAUGAGAAGUUUGACUGGUAGGGAAUGGGGAGCAAGUUGUUCAGCAUUAAAGAGAAUGUAUGUGGCUUUGGUAAGAUCUGUGUUGGAUUAUGGAAGUGUAGCAUAUGGAUCAGCAGCUAGGUCUCUUAUAAGGAAACUGGAUGUGAUGCAGGCUCAGGUUUUGAGAGUGUGCAGUGGGGCUUUUAAAGCAUCACCAGUAUCAGCCCUACAGGUAGGAUUGGGAGUAAUGCCUUUGGAACUAAGAAGGAAGCAACUGAUGGCAAACUACUGGGCUAAUUUGCAGGGACACAAUGAUUCUCACCGUGCAAAAGGAGUGUUGCAGGAGUGCUGGGAGAUUGGGAGGUUUCAGAGGGAUAACUUUAGUCGAGUAGGGAAUGAUAUUGCUAAAGGAUGUGGAGUAUUUGAUUUAAAGAUAAUUCCUUCAGUAGUUUAACCAGUUGUAGCUCCAUGGAAGAUUGUAAGGCCUGGCAUUUGUUAGAAGUUAAAAGGAAAGGAAAAUAUAAAACUGAUUUGGUAAGUGCAUUUAACUGUCAUGUGAUGGAAAAGUAUAGUGGUUAUACUCAGAUUAUAUGGAUGGUGCUAAGGAACCUGAAAUAGGAGUGACAGGGUUUGGGGUGGUAAUACCAGCAAAAGAAAUUGGAAGAAGAUUGGAAGCAGAAGAACAUCUAGUAAGUUAGGGGUGUAUACAGUGGAGGUGUUGGCAUUGUUGGUUGUGUUGUGAUGGGUGGAGAAAGCUAGACAAGUCAAAGUGUUGAUAUGCUCAGUUCUAGCAAGUUUAAGGACUUUUCACUCAAACAGCUGGCAAGAUGUACUUUAUGAAGUCCUUCAAUCAGUCACAAGAGUUGUAAAUCAGGGACGUCAGAUUAAAUUUCUAUGGGGUCCAGCUCAUGUAGGGGUGAAGGGGAAUGAUGAGUUGUCAAAGAAGGUGUUAAAAAAAGAAAAUAUAGAAAUGCACAUUAGUAUCAGCAUAGCAGAGGUUAAGUGUGUAAUCUGGGAAAAAAUCAACCAAAUAUGGCAAGAAAGAUGGGAAAGGGAGACAUUUGUAUCAAAUACAAAAGAGUGUUACAGGUACUAGGGUAGGUAGUGGAGACAGAAGAGAGGAAACUGUGUGGACUAGGUUAAGGCUGGGGCACUGUGCACUAAACAAAACAUUGAAAAUGAUAGGGAAACACCAUACAGGUUUGUGUGAGGAAUGUCAGGAAGAGGAGUCAGUAGAACAUCCAAUUCUGAGUUGUUGGAAGUAUGGGGAACAGAGAGAGAUGAUGAGAUUUAAUCUAAGGGAAUUGGGGGUGCAGGAAUUCACAUUAAAAGGGCUACGGGCAUGGGUGAGAGAGCACAGGGUAGGGUACUUUUAGCUUUCUUAAGGGGUACUAUGGUGAAAUACAUAUACUUGUCUGGACACGCCCCCCCCCACUGACUGCUCCUGUGGCUCCUCCCACGGACCCCGGUAUAAAGGCGAUUGGAGACAGCCCCGGUCUCAGUCUCCAGGAUGUAGUGUGGUGGUCAAUUGCUGCUUCUUCUUUCUUCCAGGCAAUAAAAGCCUAUAUCUCA